Purpureocillium takamizusanense is the source of this 796-nucleotide messenger RNA. RefSeq lists its product as uncharacterized. The coding region runs from base 244 to 627 and encodes 127 amino acids. Gene Ontology annotation, biological process: translation. NCBI's taxonomy places the organism in Eukaryota, Fungi, Ascomycota, Sordariomycetes, Hypocreales, Ophiocordycipitaceae. The transcript is spliced from 2 exons. Gene Ontology annotation, cellular component: mitochondrial large ribosomal subunit. Gene Ontology annotation, molecular function: structural constituent of ribosome. The record is from RefSeq and is a predicted model, not a curated record.
GUUGAGACAGUGGCAUCAAAAAACGAAACGACGCCUCGCGACACUGCGUCGCAGCUGAUUGCACAUCGACCGUCGCCACCACGGUAGCUCGCGAGCCGCUGCGUAUUUACGAACCGAUUGAGCCGCCCGCUCUGCCGCUUCCAGGCACGAUAUCGCCGCCCGCACGAGAUUUGCAGCCCGUCCGGGACGACCCUGAGUCGCGCCGAAGUCGAUAGACAAACCUCGAGAAGAAUACCGUUCACAAUGGCCGCAAUGGCGACUUCGAUCGUCUCUCGGCUGUCGCCUCCAAGGGUCCUCGCUACCUCAAGAUGGGCGACGCUCUACAGCCAGCUCGUCAGCCCAAGCUUUCUGCCGUCCCUCGCUAUCGCCAUCCCUGGGGUCAGCCUCAGCCUGCCCACCCUCGAUGACAUCUGGGAAUCAGUGCUUCGCGCAGUACCGAAGAACAAGGUGUCCCAUUCCCGAAAGCGACACAGGCAAAUGGCUGGCAAGGCGCUCAAGGACGUCAACAGCCUGUGCAAGUGUCCCGGCUGCGGCGAGACUAAGAGGACGCACCGCUUGUGCCAAAGAUGUCUUGAAGACAUGAAGAGGAUAUGGCGCGAGGACUAUCCCACGGACAAGCCAUUCUAGGAUUUUGAUGGCGGAGAAAGGGACUCUGGUCUUGUAACAGAAAUUCUGUGUAUAUCAUGUCUGUGUCAGUUCAUGCAUUUGGUUGGCGUUUAGCUCGGUCCUUUGUAAAUCAUUGUUUAUAUAUGUGGAGGAACGAUGCGUCGAGGAAUUGAGACGUACCAACCCGUGA